Molecule: messenger RNA, 9114 nt
Organism: Chlamydomonas reinhardtii
Lineage: Eukaryota; Viridiplantae; Chlorophyta; Chlorophyceae; Chlamydomonadales; Chlamydomonadaceae
Exons: 7
Coding region: 111-8927 (2938 amino acids)
Molecular function (GO): DNA binding; microtubule binding
Source: RefSeq, a predicted model, not a curated record
CUGGAACUUCGCUUCCGCGCUUCUAUUUCUCGGAACUUCCCUCUUGAAAUGAAUGAAGCCCCGCGAAUGGCAGUUGUUAGUUUCAGCAUGUCAGGUUAGAUAAGCAACUUAUGGCAAAGCGAGUGCGGGCCGACAGCGACGCCGCCCAGCGGACUGGCGCGAGGAGCAAGCGGCUUCGUGAAUCCCAAGAAGGAUCGGCUGCUGACCAUGCAAACGACAUUGCUGGAGUUGCGGCUGGCACGGCAUCGCCAGGUCGGCUCCGGCAUCAGGCGGGCGCGGCGGCGGCGGCACCUGACCCCCGCCCCGGUGCCCCGGUAGCAAGAGGUGUUCGCACAAGAGGCGACGCAGGCGACCCACGUGCUGCAUCUCAGUCUGUCCCGCCGCCUCAGCAGCAGCGCUCAACACGCAGUGCUACGGGCUCAGUGCGGACAGGGCUGGGAGGGCGGUGGUCUGGGCGCAGCGCUCCUGAAGCGGCUGUGACGCCUGGCGCACGGUCCACGGCUCGCAUCACUCGUGCCGCGGCCGCUGCGGCCACAGCCGCAGCAGGAGCACCAUCAGGUGAAACUGCGGACGCAGCAGUCAAAGCUGCCCCGCCCGCGGCUGUGCCCGCCGCCGCUUUCACGCUCGGGGCGAGUGAACCCCAGCUACCAGUGGUGAAGCGGGGGCCGGGGCGGCCACGGAAGUUGCCGUUGCCUGCGCCCACUCCCGCUCACACGGCCGCGCCUGCUGGUGGGCUACAAGGCCAUCCACAAGCCCAAGCAGCUGUAGGGGCAGCCGCCGCCGCCGCCGCAGCGUCAGCUGCGCCUGCAGCUGCGAGUGCACCGCUGCCACCUGUUGUGAAGCGGGGUCCCGGACGGCCACGGAAACUGCCGCUGCCCGCGGCCGCGCCUGAGCCUGCUGGUGGGGCGUACGGUCUUCCGCAAGCCAAAGCAGCCACAAAUGCAGCAGCCGUUCCUGCCGCCGCUGCAGCGCCAGCUGCGCCUGCAGCCAAGAGCGCACUGCCGCCACCGGUGGAAAAGCGAGGGCCGGGACGGCCGCGGAAGCUGCCGCUGCCCACGACUGGACCAGGUCCCGCGCCCGCUGGUGCGGUGCAAGGCGUUUCAAACUAUAUAGCAGCCAUAGAUGUAGCAGCAGCUGCUGCAGCCGCCGCCGCGCCAGCUGCGCCUGGAGCCAAGAGCGCACUGCCGCCACCGGUGGAAAAGCGAGGGCCGGGACGGCCGCGGAAACUGCCGCUGCCCGCGGCUGGACCAGGUCCCGCGCCCGCGGGUGAGGUUCCAGGGCCGUUGCAAGCCCCACCAGCCGUAGACACAUUAGCCACGGCUGCAGCCGCCACUAUAGCUGCGCCUGCGGCUGAGAGCGCACCGCCGCCGCCGGUUGAGAAACGGGGGCCAGGGCGGCCGCGGAAGCUGCCUCUGUCUGCGCCUGUGCCCGCGGCUGGGGUGCAAGGGCUUGCACAAGCCCCAGCAGCUGUAGAAGCAGUGGCAGCCACUGCAGCCGCCACUACAGCGGCGCCUGCGGCUGAGAGCGCACCGCCGCCGCCGAUUGGGAAACGGGGGCCAGGGCGGCCUCGGAAGCUGCCGCUGUCUGCGCCUGCGCCUGCGCCGGCAGCUGGGGUGCAAGGUAUUGCGCAAGUCCCAGCAGCUGUAGAUGCAGCGGCAGCCACUGCAGCUGCCAGGUCCGCUGCGCCUGCAGCUGAUAGCGCACCGCCCCGGCCAGUUGAAAAGCGGGGGCCGGGACGGCCGCGGAAGCUGCCGCUGCCUGCGCCUGUGCCUGCGGGUAACGAGCAAGGUGCCGCGCCUGCUGGCCCAGCUGCGCCUUUAUCCCGCGCUGCUAUUGCAGCUGCAGCCGCCGCGGCCGCCGCGCCUCCAACCGCGGUGGCUGUUCCUGCCCUUGCUGCUGGGGGCAGCGGUGCCUUCAGGCCGAUAACGGCGGCGCUGCACCCGGCGCCUCUGAAGCGGCCGCGUGGCCGGCCGCCCAAGGCGAGAGACGCCCCGCCAGCCGCUGUCGCUGUUGUGUCUGAAGGGCUAGAUUCCGCCGGGCCCGGAUCCGCAACCAAAGGGCCCAGUGGUGCAGUGACAGCAGCAGCAGCAGCAGCAGCAGCUGAAGCAGACAACGCGGCCGCCGCAGCCGCGCCUGCGAAACGGCGAGGCCGGCCGCCUGGUGCCUCGUCAGGUGCUGCUGCCGCGGAACGCGAGGAGCGCGGAGCUGGUGACGCACUCGCACAACCCCCGCAGCCAGCACUGGCGAAAGCGGCGGGACCGCAGGGGCAGGUGGCUGCCGCUGCUGAGGGGCUGCAAGGUGGUCAGUUAGCGGGGUCUCAGGCGGUCGUCGAGGACAGCGCGGGCUUGAAGUCAGGCCAGCCGGGAUCGCGGGCCCGCCGGAGAGAGGGCGGCAGCGUGGCGGCAGCAGAGGCGGAGGCGGCGGCUUCAUUGGCAGCUGGAGGGAAGCAGGAUGGCGCGGAGGCGGGCGGUGCCGUUGCGUGGUGGGGUAAGCCGCCGCGUCGGCAGCAGCAGCAGCAGCAGCAGGAUAGGCAAUCACCGGCAAGUCAGACGCAGGCACCCGUGCGGGAGCAGGCAGAGGCCGUGCAGAAGCACGAGCGCGUUGCAGAGGAGCCGCAGGAGGAGCAGCAGGAGGAGGAGGAGCAGCAGGAGGAGCAGCAGGAGCGGGCGGGCGCAAGCAAGACACGGCGGCAGCAGCAGCCUGCAACAGCAGCACAGGCGGCUUCGCAACCGGGGCGGCGGGGACGGACAGGGGCAGCACUGGACGAGGUGGCCGCACUGCCGACAACGACUUCAGCGGGUGAGGCUGCCGCGCGGCCAUCGCACCGACGGCCCCAGCAAUCUGGGCUACAGCCGGAACUACGGCCAAAGCUACAGCCGCAGCCACAGCCGCAGCCACAGCCGCUGCCACAGGCCGCGCCUGCCAGCGGGGCCCGCGCUGCGGGUGCAGCUGCCGUCAGGGCCGCUGGUGACACCGGCAUUGCCGGCACCGCAGGCCCUGUUGCGGCGGGAGGUGGUGCUGUGGGCGGCUCCACCGGCCUGAUGUCGGCGGUGGCGCGCGUGCUGGCGGCGGCGGUGAGGGUCGCGCCCACGCUGGCGACUGCCCGUGUCGAGGCUGGGCGCAGCUGUGGCGGCGGCGGUAGCAGUAGCAAUGACAGUGACUCGAGCAGCAGCGACGGCAGCGAUGGGGCGGAUGGCUCGGAUCGCGAGGAGGAGUCGGACGGUGAGGCUCCCCAGCCAAUGGACGUUGACGCAGCUGUGGGCGGUGGCGGUGGUGACGGCAGCAGCAGCGACGAAAGCAGCGAAGAAAGCAGUGAGAAAGACAGUGUGGAAAGCAGCAGCGAUGACGGGAGUGACGGCGACGGCGGCGAGAGCGACGAUGCAGAUGGAGUAUCUGAGGGGCCCGACGGGCUGGAGGGUUUGGAGGGCGGCGCAGGUGGCAGCAGCGAUGGCGACCGGAUGCAGGGUGUGGAUGGAGAAGGGCCGGGGCCUGCCGCAAACGGUGGUGAGAACGCGGAGGCACGCGCCACCGCUGCGGCUGCGGGGGUCAACAACGGGAUGCCCGAGCCAGGGGCAGCCACGGUUGCGGCGGUGACGGCGGCGCCGGCGCCGGCAGUUGAUGGCAACAAACUGGCACAGAAGCGCGCGCAGGCAGCAGCGGCCAUGCGGCGCCUGCGGGCGCAGCAGCAGCAGCUGGCGGCGGCGGCCCGCACUGCUGCGGGCGCCGGCGCCCUCACGCACGCGCUGCCCCGCGCCAGCUUCAUGGCGGCCUACUACCGGCAGGUGCUGCGGUCGGCGCCGUACCUGCCGCCGUACAGGCACGGCCAGUGGUGUGCUGCCGAGCUGGCGCUCAUGUCGCUCACCCGCCGCACGCUGCCGCCGCUGGGGCGCAGCGCGUCGAAGAUACGGGCCAUGGACAUGUUGGCGCUGAGGGACCGGGCCGCGCUGGAAGCUAUGGACGCCGCCGCCGCCGCCGCGCGCCUGGCCUUCCCGCUGGGCCUGCUGCUGCGCGGGCCGCGCCUCACGCCAGUGGACGGCGCACACCUGCGGGAGCACGCGCGCCUCGCCCGCGCCGCGCGGCGACUUGCGGGCGUGAUCCUGCCCGGCCCCGGGCUGGGCGUGGGCUCUCGUGUCGUUGAGUUUGGCGCUGCGCCUGAGCUUGGCUCCGGGGCUGGUGGUGCUGGGACAGGCAGGGCCGCAUGCGGCACCGGGGAUGCUGAUGCUGGCGGUGGUGCUGGCGGAGGCGGAGGCGAUGGUGGGGCUGCGGUUGGGGCUGGGACCGGGGCUGCGGCCGGGGCUGGGGCUGCGGUUGGGUCUGUUGAGCGUGAGAUGCUGUUGCCGUACAUUGCGGUGAUGGCGGCAGCAGCGGGCGUGGCACCACCGCCGCCGGCGCCAUUGCUACUGCAGCUUCCGCAGCUGCCACCAGGCCUCCAGAUCCCUGGUAGCAUCCCUCCUGUCGGCUCCACAGCCGGCAUCGUCGUGGCCAGCGCCGGCGCCAUUUCCGCAAUGGCCGGCUCUGGCGCCGCGGGCGCCGACUGCGGCUUGGCUGUGGGCGUGGUGGGCGAGGGAGGCGUCGGCGGUGCGGUGCACGUUGACGGCAGGUGGCAGGCGGCGGUGGCGCCGGCGGCGCCGCUGGCAGGCGGGCGCGCGGCCGCCGCUGCCGCCAGCGUCGCCUCUCAGCUCCGACGGCUGCUGCUGGCGGAGCGCGAGGCCCGUGGGUCCGGAGUGGCGGCGGCUGCGGCAGCGCGCGCGUACGGCGGCGGUGGCGAUGGCCACAACGGCAGAGCGACAGCGGAGGCGUUGCCGGAGGCAGCGGCGGUGGUGUCGCCGGAGGCAGCGGCGGUGGCUGCGGCGAGUGCCUUGGGAGUGGCGCCUCUGCGCAGCGCGCUGGGGGCGCUCGCGCCGAUCUGGGCUGCCUGCCUGCCGGCGGCGGCGCUGUGUCCCGGCCUUCCGCUGCCGGCAGCCUCGCCGUCGGCGUCCGUUGCUACAGCCGGCGGGCUCUUGGCGGAUAGCCAGCUGCAGCCGCAGAUGGGGCCCGCGGCGCCGGGGCCGCUGCAGGUGGCCCGGGCAGCGGCGGCGUCGGCAGUUGUGGGGCUGCAUGACUCAGUGAAAGCGCAACGACGCGCCGUGGAGGCUGCGGCCGCUGGCGCCGCGCCGGCGCCUGUAGAGGCGGCGGCGGCGCUGAUGCCGGCGGCGGGGCCGCCGCUGUGCGUUGGCCGCGCUCCGGAGGCGGCGGCGCAGGCGGCGGACCUGGUGUUACUUGCCCUGGCAGGGCCGUGGUGGGGCGGUGUGUCCGGCUGCGAUGUCGGUAGCAGCACUGGCAGUGGCGGCAGCAGGGAUGGCAGCAGCAAUGAUGGCCAGGUGCGGUCGGCGUCUAUGUCGGGUUCUGCAGGCUCGGCGGUGGCGGGGCCGGUGGUGCCAGAGGCGGUGGCGGCGGUGAGGCUGCCUGCUGCCUCGCCGCUGAACGCGAGCGGCGGACUGGGCGAGUAUGCGGCGCAUGCGCUGGAGGUGUUGCUGCCGGCAGAAGGUGUUGACUUGUCGCGGCGCCUGCUGGCCAUUCGCCACGGCGUGGCCACCUGCGCGGCCGCAUCCGCCCCCGCCGCCUCGCUGGCAGCGCCCGUCCGCCCGCCGGCGGGCAUGCUGCGCGUGCGUUUCGGAUGCGGCAUGUGCGCGGCCUGCCGCGACGUCGCAGACGGUAGGGCGGGUGUCGGGGGCGCCGGCGGCGGCGGCACGCAGCCCUGCCUGCGGCCCAUCACGGCCCUCGGCGGCGGCGGGAGCGACAAGGUUCACAUUGGCUACCUCCGGCGGCCGCUGUUGGCGUCGUCUGCGGAGAAGCUGUUUGGGAGGGAACGGGCCGCGGCGGCGGCGGUGGCCGCGGCGUUGGGCUGGCCGCCGCAGCUCGUUUAUUCGGCGGCUGCAGCGGCGGCGGAAUCAGGAGGACAGGCGCUGUGGGGCACAGCAGGGCCGGAGCCUGAGAGCAAGCGGAAGCGGUGGGGGCAGAAGCGUCCGCGUUCGGAGCGUGCGGAGGCGGAGGAGGCGUUGGAGGCGAUGGGACGCGCGGGGGACGCGGAGCUGCUGCGGCCGCUGUGGCGCCGCCGGCCAUCCGCGACACGCAUCUGGGAGGGCAACGCGAACGAGGCGGGAGACGAGCAGGCGCAGCAGGAGGGCGAGCGGCAAUGCCGCGCAACUGCAAUGCCGGGUUCAACGGCCGGGGCCGCCGGCGGCACGUCGGGCGGUACGGGUGCCGUACCGGAGGAGUGUGACUGGGACGACGUGGACGAGCAGUACGACAGCCUGGACGAGAUGCCACUGGAUGUACGGCGCGGCCGCAGCCGCCGCAUCGCCGCCAGGCUGCGGCGGCGGCGCCUGGCGGCGGCGGAGCUGAACGGUUUCCCGACGAACGUCGACGGCGCCGUUACGCUGGCGCCGCCGGAGGCUGAGUUUGCCCGGCGGCGGCUGGCGACGGUGGCGCCGGCGGCGCUGGACGGACUGAUUCUGGACGGCGAGCGGCGGGCUCGGAACGCGAGGUGGCUGACGCCCUAUGCUGACAAGGUGAUGGAGCUGAGGCAGGCGGAGCUGCAGCUGUCGGCGCGCACCGAGGCGCACCGGGCGCUGCUGGGCGCCGGCGCCGCGCGGCCCUGGGUACUGCGGCGCGAGGCCCAGCCGCCGGGCCGCAGCGGCCUCCCGCUGGCGGGGUUGAUCGACGUCACGAAUGGUCCGAUUGCGGCGGCGCCGGCGGCGGGCCGGCGGCUGGCGGGCUGGGAGGGCAUGAUGGGGCCGCGCGGCGCCAGCGGCACGGCAUCGCUGGAGAUGGUGGCGGAGCGCGUGGAGCCGCCGGCAGUGGUGCUGGCGGCGGCGGCGGCGGCGGGCGCGGCAGGCCUCACGCACGUGGCGCUCACCGCGCCGCUGUACCCGCCGCGUGCCUCUGACGCCUGCGCCUGGUGCGGCGCGUUGGGCCACACCAACAAGCUCACGUGCCCGCUGCGAGCGCUGUGCGCGCCGUCGCUGCAGCUCUUAGCGCCGGCACACAGCGGCCCGGGUCGCAGCGCGGCGCCGCAACAGAACCCGCGGCGAGGCGGCGCAGGGCCCGGUGACGGCGCAGGGGUUGCGCCGCAUGCGCCGGCGGCGGCGGUGGAGACGGUGGCGGCGGCGAGGUCGCUGCCUGCUCCGCACGUGCUGCUGCCCGUGCCACUGCCGCCACUUCGCCACCCGCUGCCGCACAACCUGCCGCGCGCUUGGCACCAUUACAGCACAGUGCUUGCGGCUGCUGGCCAGUUGCCCUGCGGCGGCGCCGCCGACGCCGCGCAUGACACGACUACAGUAACCAACUCCUCCAUAUGCGGCGACCUCAGCGGCGCCGCCGCCGUUGACGAUGCGCGGGCCCGGCUUGCAGUUGCGCUGAAGGAUGCAGCGGCGGCGGAGACGCAGCUGCUGCCGCCUCCGCCGCCUCCGGGCGGCGAGGGGCCCGCGCUGUGGGAGCCGGAGCCCGACGUUGUGGAGGUUCGGGAUGCGAGUGAGGCGAGGAGGCUGGCGGCAGCGCGGGCGCGCCGGAAGGGCAUCAAGGCUGCGGAGCGCGCGCAGCGGCGGCUGGCGGCGGCGGCGACGCCGGAGCAGCGGCGGCAGGCGGUGUCGGCGGUGCAUUGGGCGGUGGCGGCGCUUGAGAAGGCCAAGGUGCUGCAGCAGCAGGCGGACGCCAAGCUGCAGCGCCGCACCUACGUGCAGCGGCUGCGGCAGCUGCAGCGCGAUGAGGCGGCGGUGCUGGCGGCAGCGGCGCCGCGCGUCUGGACUGCGUGCCACGCCGCAGGCGACGGCGACGGCAGGCCCGGUGACAGGAAGCGCAGGUCAGGCAUCGACGAGGCCGCGGCGCCGGCCGGCCGCGCCCAGGGCAAGAAGCAGAAGCGCCGAGAAGGGCCAGACGACCACGCGGAUGCUGCGCCGCUGGCAGCCGGCCUCGGCGUGGGGCCGGAGGCGGCGGCGGCCGCCGCCAGGACGGCCGCGGCGGCGGUGGCGGCGGCGGCCGCCGCCACCGGCGACGCCGUGAGCGCCUCGCCGCCGCUGCCCACGUGGCUGCCUCGCGUGCCGCGUGCCACCCUGGAUCUUAUGGCCGCGCUGGACGCCGCACACCCCUGGGCCACCGGCUUUCGCCCCGUGCUACGGCUGGCGGGCCUGGACGCCGACGGCGCGUCGGCAGUAGCAGCAGCCGAGGCUGUAGCGGCGGCGGGCGCGGCGCGGCUGCGCAAGUCGGCACCGCCCAGGUCGGUGAUGCGCAACCAGCACGUGAAGCCGGCCGCUGCGGAGGCCGGUGGCGCGGCCGCCGCCGGCGACGCUGAAGUUGCCGCUGUUGGUGCUGUUGGUGCUGCUGUGGGCACGGGCGCGGGUGUGGGCGGGUUUGCCCAGCACCGGGCGAACGAUGGCGCCGGGGCUACUGCUACUGCCGCGCACGGUGUGGACCAGAGCAACGCCGGGGCUGCUGCCUGCGCUGCAGCUGCUGCGGAUGCUGCUGCGGAUGCUGCGGCGGGCACUGCGGCAGGCACUGCGGGUGCGGCGGGUGCUGCGGUGGACGCGGCGGGGGCGGCGGGGGCGGCGGCCACCACCACGGUGGUGACGUCGCAUCGGGACCGGGCGCUGGCGAACGCGGCCGUGGCGGCGGUGGAAGACGCGGGUCGUGCGGCAGCAGCGGCGCGUGCGGCGCUGGCUGCGGCGGGGCUGCUGCCGGCGCAGCCACGGCCCGGGGCAUCGUCGCAUCAGGACGAAACGGGGCCUGGUAUGGGGGCUGUGGGCUCGGCAUCGUGGGUGCUGCAACCCGCACCCGAGCCGCUCGGGUGCGAGAUGCUGUUGGCUCUGGCACUGUUGACGGAGGCGGCGACGUUGGCCGGGGUGGCCGGAGCCGGGCGCGGGGACCUGCCGUCGAUGCACAGCGGGACAUAAAUACCGUACAGUCUGUGUUGGUGACCUAUAGUUCAUGCUCGCGCAGUUAGGACGGUACGUGGACGUGGGGCGCGGGGCCCGCCCGGCACAGAUAGAGCGAGGCAGUGCGCGCAACCCAGGUCGGAAAUAAAGAAAAAUCGAGCGAUCCGGCCAUGUGAGCAGGUCCCUCUUGUAACCAAUGCAAUCU